Syngnathoides biaculeatus (alligator pipefish) is the source of this 3080-nucleotide messenger RNA. RefSeq names its product zinc finger protein 36, C3H type-like 1a (gene zfp36l1a). Bases 375 to 1466 code for a protein of 363 amino acids. The transcript is spliced from 2 exons. Gene Ontology annotation, molecular function: mRNA binding; metal ion binding. Lineage: Eukaryota; Metazoa; Chordata; Actinopteri; Syngnathiformes; Syngnathidae. The record is from RefSeq and is a predicted model, not a curated record.
CGUAGUGAAAGAAACCGAAGAAAAAGGGGGGGGGGGACGAAGAAGAAAGAAAAGUAAAGAGGAGGAGCAGGGCAAAGAAAAAAAAAAAGUUCCGCAAAAAGUUUCCGCCCCGCGCCUCGAAGCUCCUCCUGCUGCAGGAUUAUAAGGCAAAUGGCGGAGCGGGCCCGGGCCACUGGGGGAAGUCGUGCAGGACCCGGGAACACGCACGAAGAUCCACGCGAACAGAUACACACACACGCGUGCGCGUAGGGGGGGGAUCCGCAAAAAUCACACACGCAACAAGUCGUGUGCGCAAAAAAAAAACAACUUCCAAAACAUUUUGCUUUGGCUGUUUGGCAACUUUCGGCGAGUGGGGGAAUUCGGUCGCUGCAAAGAUGACCACAGCCGUGGUGUCGCCUUUCUUCGACUUCGAAGCAUUCAAUAAGAACAACAAGCUGCUGGGCUACAACGGCAACCUGGCCGCCCCUCACGCCAACGUCCCCGGCGCCCUGCUGGACAGGAAGGCGGUGGGCACCCCGGGGGCGUACCAACGACGGCACUCCGUCAGCGGCGGCGCAAAGUUCAACCAGAACCAGUUCCUGAACAGCCUGAAGGCCGCCGAGCACUCGCCGCUCCUCGCGGGGCUGGGCGGCAACAACAAGGAGAACCACCUGCGGCCGCGCGACCGCUCGUUCUCCGAGACGGGCGAGCGGCUCCUGCACAAGUGCCUGGGCCCGGCCAGCCCCACGGGGGGGCAGGUCAACUCCAGCCGCUACAAGACGGAGCUGUGCCGGCCCUUCGAGGAGAACGGCGCCUGCAAGUACGGCGACAAGUGCCAGUUUGCGCACGGCAUCCACGAACUGCGCAGCCUGAGCCGCCACCCCAAGUACAAGACCGAGCUGUGCCGCACUUUCCACACCAUCGGAUUCUGCCCCUACGGGCCCCGCUGCCAUUUCAUCCACAACGCCGACGAGCGCCGCGGACCCCCGCUCAAGUCCGACAACGCUUCGUCCCGGUCCCCCUGCUCCUCGUCUUCCUCGGGCGAGACGGAGCGGCCCCGGCUGCAGCACAGCUACAGCUUCGCCGGCUUCCCCAGCUCGGCGGGGCUCCGCGACAGCCCCACGUCCGUCACCCCGCCGCCCGUCUUCUUCCCCGACGAGGUGCCCGACUGGUCCAGGAGCAACCCCUUCACCUACUCCAGCCAGGAGGUGGCCAACCUGUUCGGGCCCAGCCUGGGCGGCGUCCCGCUGGGCGCCGAGACCGGCGACGUCACGCCCCCUUCCCCCACCGGCGGGCCUUACUACUUCCGACCGAUGCUGGAGUCGCCCCGGAUGUUCGAUUCCCCGUCCAGCCCGCGAGACUCCCUCUCAGACCAGGAGGGCUACCAGAGCAGCUCCGGGAGCAGCCUGAGUGGCUCCGAGUCGCCCACGCUCGACACCACCCGCCGACUCCCGAUCUUCAGCCGCCUCUCCAUCUCCGAUGACUAGACGGCGUCCCUUGUGCCCCUUUAUUUUCAUUUUUUUUUUUUUUUUUUUUUUUUGACACGAGGAGAACGGGGCCUCGGGUGGCGUCACUUCCUUGUCGCCGCCACAAGGACGUAGGGCAGGAUCCCCACCCCACCCAACGUUUGCCCCCUUACACACCGGCCAUCUGGGCCUUCUUUUUUCCGCCUUUUUACCGGCUCGCUGCCCUGUGUGUAAGGUAUGCAGGACUUGGGGGGGGUUCGAGUUGUCCCAGGAAUUUGGGAAUUGGCAGGCCACGACGGAGGGUGUGAAGUUUUCACACUCGAGACUCACCGCCAAAAACCUUUUGAUCAUUUUACUCUGACAAUCUGCGACCCAGAAAAUCUGGUCCCAGCGGGUCUCAGUUUUGGAAAAACCUAAACAAAAAAAAAAAUGACUGUCCAAAACCAUUUUGGGCCCACAAGCCUCGAUUUGGGGAAACCUCAAAACCAGACCAACAACGUUGUGGAACUCUAAAGCCCAACAAAGGUCAUCCGCUGACAAUUUUUGGGCUCCCAAGACAACAAUUUUGAACCCCAGUUAGGCAGACCUAAUGAGUCACAAACCAUUUUCACCCCCCCCCCCCCCCCAACUUCAGUUUGGAAAAUACACAAAAAUGACAAGUGACCGAUUUUCGGACUGUACGGCUCAGUUUGUAAAACCCGGUAAACUGUUUUUUUGGACAACUGUGGUUCAGGUCUUGGGUUAAAGGAUGACCCCCAAAAAAACGCCAUUUACGAACUAUCUUCGACACAUGUGCCUCGUCUUGGAAAACAUAGUUACUCGCGAACCGGUUCUGCGGUUUGCGGAACCGGGGUCACGCAAAAAAAAAGUUCCUUGUGAAACCGGUUUUGGGCCAACUCGUGCCUCAGUUUGUAAAACUCCCGAACUGCUUUGGGUCCCCUCGGCUUCCGUUAGGCGAAACCCGGGAUCGAACGAAAGUGACCCGGGAAGCAUUUAUAGCCCCCAAGCCUCAGUUUCGGAAACGCGUCAUUUCCACCCCCCCCAAAAAAAAAGACUCGAAACAAGUUCCGUCGCCAUGGCGACAUCGAGGGGGAAAAAAAAACCCGCACCCGUGGAGCAUUUCGGGUCCCGGCAGCUCCGUUUGGGAACCCCGGCGAGUUUCGAAACAGUCAGCAAAUCGGUUUAUCCUUGCUAAUCUGCACACAGCCGGUUUAUUUUUGUUUUAGGGGAGUAAAGUUUAAAACAAAUCGAAAAAGAAAUAAAAGUGCCCUGCCAUGUGUCAUAGUGCCAAAAAAAAAAAAAAAAAAAAACGUCAGAAAGGAAUUGAAGUGAAAAAUCACGAGAAUCGACUCGUCUCACUUUUCGUCGUCGCUUUUUUUCCUCUCUCGAAUGUGGAGCAGCACAAAGUGGCCUUGGAAAAGAAAGCGGGGGGGGGGGCAUUAUUGCACUAGCAGCCCCCGCCUCAUACCCUCCGCACCCAAAAAAAAAAAAAAAACAGAACAAAUAUUUUAAAAAAAAAAACAACCCUGAAAAGAUAUGAAUAGUUGCAGCAAAAAAAAUAAAUAAAAAUAAAUACAUGCAAAGCAAAAAAAAAAAAAAAAAGUGCCUAGGGGGUGGGGUUUGUCUGGGGGGGGG